This is a messenger RNA of Hylaeus volcanicus, 2556 nucleotides long. RefSeq lists its product as uncharacterized. The record is from RefSeq and is a predicted model, not a curated record. Bases 11 to 2332 code for a protein of 773 amino acids. Lineage: Eukaryota; Metazoa; Arthropoda; Insecta; Hymenoptera; Colletidae. The transcript has 11 exons.
AAUUGAUUAAAUGUUUUCGACAGUACAUAAAGAUUCAGGUCAGUGCACUAGGAAGCUUCCAGCUUCACUAGAAGUUGCCGAAACAGACGCUUAUGGAGAGAGUGCAGCGUCUACAAAACAAGAAUUAGCUUUGAAUGAGCAGACGAGCGUUUUCCUACCUAUUAAAUCGGAAAAAAAAAAUAAAUAUGGUUUUACAAAUAGCUUUUGUGACCUCACUAUACUGGUGGAGUUAGCAUGGGCAUCAAGGAAUCCAGGUGCGAAAAAUUGUCCUCGAAGUAGAAAAGAAAUUUUAGAAAAAUUUAAAUCUCAAGAAAGUACUCAACACGGAAGUAUUUUACCUUUUUCAAAUGCUCACGAAUUGUCUUCAUAUAAAUCGAAGGAAUGUGACAUAAAGAUCAAGGGGAUCGGAAACAUGCAAGCAUCAGAUGAAUCAGCCGGUGCUUCUUUAGAAAAUUCGUCGGACACUUCAAGCGAUAAUGAAAUAUUUGCAAGCCGGUUAAAGAUGGUUGCCAAAGUCAUUAACUCUCGAAAAAAAACUAAAAAAAGAAAAUCGUUGCAAAAUUGCCAAAGUGCAAAUGGGUUGAGUAAAAUAACGUCAGAAAAAAACGUAAUGAAUAGAGGUUUAGACUUGCAUCAAGCCGGAGAAAAUGAAUUAGUUGACUUAGCAAGUGACGACAGUAGGUCUAAAUUGGGACAAAAAGUUUUAGAUCAGCAAAACAAAAAAAAUAUUCUCACUCCACCAUUGGAAUUACUACCCUACAAAGCUAAUUUUGUAAAUCCGCGGAUCGAUAAUACUACUUAUCUACUACGUUCCUGUAUUAUUUUAUCUCAAAAUUUACUUCACUAUUUAAUUUUUUCUCUGAUUGCCGGGCACAAUUUUCCCGAUGCUGCCUACUUGUUUUCCAUUUACUUACUAACCUUUCCGCGAUCAACUUAUUCAUGGAUAAAUAUUAAUGACUAUCGAUUGUUUCAAAGAUUUUUCACGGCUACUCCAGAUUUAAUUUACUCAUCAAUGCGCCUGAAUUUUUUAGAGAAAUGCUUUGGAAAUCCAACUAUGUUAAGACAUGAUAUUGUUUACGACAUAUGCCAGUUAAAUUGUAUAAGAAGAACACCUGAUGAAGCUUUACUGUUUUUGGACAGGUUAAUAAGUUCACGUGUAUCUGGCGGAUCUUUAGCAGCGACAAUUCAUGCCUGUAUGGCAUGGUCGUUGUACUCAAAAUGGCUUAAGGAUUUGGUUGGUGAAAAUUUUGAAUCUUCUGAUUUGCACAAAAAUUUAGAGGAAUUGGCUAUAAAAGGUUGGGAACUUCGUUCUGUCGAAAAUAUACGACAUCAAAUGGAUACUGCUGUUUUAUAUAGCUGGAAGAACCAAAAAAUUCUUCCCACCGAUUUUCUUCGUCUUCUCUGUUGGUGCUACGUUUCUCAUGAUACAGAAAAGCUUUGGUCUUUUUUACAAGACUUAUUGUCAGUAGCGCCGUGCUGUUUGGAUUUGAUAGAAUUGAAGCUUUUACUACUGCAGCUACCUGUGAAUUCAUGGAACCUAAAUGAAUAUUUCUAUUCUAUGGUUGCAAACGACAAUAAUUCUCGGGCACUGGUGGAAACAACACUACGAUAUGCGGAAUUUUCUCGCGGAGAGCCUGCUGCUUUCAAUUUAGUUCUUGAAUCCUUUCCAAAGCUAACUUUCGUCCACAGACUGCAAUGUAUUUUUCAUUUUUUAAAUUCUAACUGUUCUUAUGCACCGUUUUGGCGCGUUCUUGUUGAGGAAACUGUCGGUCGAUUAGGUAUUGAGAAAUCGCUUAAGAAAAAGGAUGGAUUAAAUGAAUUAUAUUUAUGGACUGCAAUUGAUGAUGUGUUAACGUUAGCAGAAAGAUUACAAUGGUACCGAAAAAUUUUUGACGCUAAUCGUUCUUGCAUAUCUCUUCUUCCCGUUGAAUCGCAUAUUUUUGUCUUACUUGUUGCACCUCUUUUUGUGUCGUCCUGGAAGUCAAUAGUCGAACUUGCAGCGUUUAUUAGCACAAAAAGUUUUCAAGGGCGCAGGUCUUCGUUAAUUCUUCCCCGACGACAAGUUUUGGCUGUUAAAUCUUUAUGCUCUAUAACAAAAUAUAGUCAUGAAAUUUCAAAACACUCAAAAGCCGUAGUAUCUGGUUUCACUUCUUUAUUAUUCUAUAUAUUUGAAAGCAAUUCGGAGUCUAAAAAAUCCGUUGAACAAUGUCCUUGUAUUUUAAAUACAGAAGAAAUUAGUUUAUUGACGGAGGUUGCAUUUAGAUUGAUACUUAAGCCUAGUACAUCGAGUAUAACUUGUAGAAAGUACAGGCACCGUCAACAAUUAUUUUAAAUUUUCAGAAUUAUUUAUUUCAUUAUUACAAUAUUUUACUUGAUUCAAAACACAAUACAUUAUUUUCUUUUUAUAAAAACAUUUUUAAAUACAUGGUGUCAACUUCACAAGCCCCAUAAAAGAAGCUACAUCAAUAAAAUUUAAUGAAAUUAUAAUCCAAAUAUUUUUGAGAAUUACUUGAAGUAUGCAAAAAAAAUUUCGCAAAAUUAUAUAGUGGUUUAAAA